AUGGACGCCAUGGCAGUGCCUCAACCCGAUGAAGAAGGGCCAAUGGCGUCUCAACGUACUAUACGCAAUCGAAAAUAUUCAUUGUACGCCUCUCGAAUCAAACCACUUAAUAUCGAAACACCUGUCGAAGAGAAGGUGCCUCAAGUACCCGAUAUACCCUCGUUACCCGUCUCCCCGCGAUGGGAUUCGCUUUCUCAUGGGCCACAUUUGUUAAAUCAGAGUCCAACCCCUGGAUCCAGACAAUCACCAACUGUGCAACCCGACUCUACAGCAGCCCAACCGUUCCCCCCUCUGGUCGGAUCUGUUGCAUCUCCCCCUUUGCAAAGCCCUCGCAGUCUGAGGACAGGCACGCCAGAGCCCCGAAACGAGUCACCCUCUCGGUCGGUUAGGACGAAAACCUCCUUGGCAGAAAUGCGUUCCGCAGAUGGCGCCCCAGCAAUUGAGAAUUUUUCAAGACCCCGAAAACAAAGCAUGCGUCAGACUGGACCACCCGAUGGCCUUCAUAGCCCAGACCCGGUCAGGCCGCGAAUGGCUAACCUGCCAAAUCCCACUGACCGCUUGCUCGAUAUUACCAACUCGUUACCACAAACACCGCCAUGGCAACGAUCCAGGCGUCCUUCCGCCUCGUCUGUCAAAUCGUCAUCCACUUAUGCUUCGCCGAUACCGUACACCAAUGGAGAGUUGAUUGAGCCAAGAACUCAUCGUACCAGAAAUGUCACUGGACCACCCGCUCUUGCAUCCGCUCGGACGCCAAUCCCUCCCGGUCGCCCCGAGUAUACCGUUUCAACGCCGCUGGCAAGCCCAGGUCCUGGUGGGCCUGCACCAUGGAUGAGCGGGGAUGAAUUGCGGUCGAGUUUCAGAUCCCAGCUCACUGCCUCAACAACCCCUGGCACUGCUGUUACAGAACGCAGCAGUGUUCUUACAAAAGACAGCUCUGUCACCUCACUCGAUAAUCCUGACGAGCCUAGUUUGGAAGAUGUUAUGGGCAUGUACGAAAAGGGCUUUGCGGACGACGAGGAUGAAAACGAAAGUGACUUUGAUGACCACGAGAGCGAAGGCAACCUUGACUCAAGACCGAUGACUGCCAUAUCCGAGCCGGACGUUCGAACAGCUCCCGCUGUACCAACUGUUCCGAUGGUUACUCCUAUUGCUGACACACGCCUCGCGCCGCCAGCACCAACGGCGCGUUCUACAUUGGAUGCCGAAAUUCGUCAAUCGAGACUAAUCUUCACCAGUGCAGCUUUCAAAGCUUCUGUGGCUGCGAUUGCAGGCAAGACGGAUAUGGACAUGGCCGAAAAACGAGACUCGGCCAAAUCACUGGAUUCUGAGCCAUCAAUUACCUCAGACCCUGCAGCUACCAAGGAGGUUCAAAAUCCUAUUACUUCUCCCUCUACCAGGUCACCAUCCCCAGCAGCACCCAGUCCCAGUGCCCCACAGCCGGCUCCUAGUCCCGUACCAUCAAUAGGCAACUCGAUGCCAAUCGAGCCAGAGGAUCCUGGCUCGCGUGAUCGCUAUGGCUUCAAGAAGGCCAAUCAAUCCAUUACCAGAGACCAGUAUGAUUCUUGGAACAAAGAAUAUUCCGUGUAUCUGGCUCGAAGACGGCGAAAGUGGGUAUCGUAUCUCAAGGACUGUGCCUUGAUGACCGAUCGACCUAUACGAUUUCCAUCCCCCAACGCGAAGACGAAGCGUUUCGUGCGGAAGGGAAUACCACCAGACUGGCGCGGAGCUGCGUGGUUUUACUACGCUGGUGGGCCUGCAAUCUUAGCAAAGCACUCCGGUUUAUACGAAAAACUAUUGUACAAGCCAGCCAAACAGGUGGACAUUGAAGCAAUUGAGAGGGAUCUGCAUCGGACGUUCCCAGAUAACAUUCAAUUCAAACCAUCAGCCAAUGUUGAGUCCGUCCCGAACAGCGAGCGGACCAGCCAGUCGACAAUGCCGGCAUCUUCUGGCGACGACAACACCCCGGGACCGCCAGCAGCAGCACCGAAUGAACCACCAAUCAUUACAUCCCUCCGCCGUGUUUUGCACGCUUUUUCCGUCUACAAUCCGCGGAUCGGCUAUUGCCAGAGCUUAAAUUUCCUAGCGGGACUGCUGCUGCUUUUCGUGGAGACGGAGGAGCAGUGUUUCUGGUUGCUGAAUGUAAUUACCAUAAUAUAUCUUCCAGGAACACACGACAUGAGUCUCGAAGGCUCAAAGGUAGACUUGGGUGUGCUCAUGACGGAGCUGCGCGAUACAAUGCCGACGGUAUGGGACAAGAUUGGUGGCGAACUGGAGAACCUGCCCUCUGGCAGGCCCAAUACUAGCAAGUCUGUCCGCAAAGCCAGACCUAUCUUACGACGCCGCGAGCAGCAGGGGCUGUCUACAGAACGCCUGCCGCCGAUUACGCUGUGCAUGACAGCCUGGUUCAUGAGCUGUUAUAUUGGCACAUUGCCGAUUGAGACCACGCUCAGAGUUUGGGACGUUUUCUUCUAUGAAGGUUCAAAGACGCUCUUCCGCAUUGCGUUGGCAAUUUUCAAGAGUGGCGAGAGCGAAAUCAAGGCUGUCAAGGAUCCAAUGGAAAUGUUUGGCGUCGUGCAGGCAAUUCCACGGCGAAUGCUGGAUGCCAAUGCACUCAUGGAAGCGUGCUUCAAGCGUCGAAACGGAUUCGGCCACCUUAGCCAGGGUGCCAUUGACGAACGUCGACUUGAGAGACGCGAGAAGGCGAGGCAAGAACGAGAAGAGAAGCUUCGCCGCGAAAAGACGGACCUCACCGGCAAUAUGACGGAGGUUGAAUCGGGGGUAUCACGCAGAGGGACGCUGUUUGGCAAGAAGAAAAGCACCAAUCUGAGAGCCGCCGAGGUGUAG
Molecule: messenger RNA, 2844 nt
Organism: Pochonia chlamydosporia 170
Lineage: Eukaryota; Fungi; Ascomycota; Sordariomycetes; Hypocreales; Clavicipitaceae
Product: GTPase activating protein (Gyp3)
Exons: 1
Coding region: 1-2844 (947 amino acids)
Source: RefSeq, a predicted model, not a curated record